Molecule: messenger RNA, 1827 nt
Organism: Drosophila melanogaster (fruit fly)
Lineage: Eukaryota; Metazoa; Arthropoda; Insecta; Diptera; Drosophilidae
Exons: 6
Coding region: 624-1718 (364 amino acids)
Molecular function (GO): oxidoreductase activity, acting on the CH-OH group of donors, NAD or NADP as acceptor; NAD binding
Source: RefSeq, marked reviewed
GCAGUGUGCGUUGGCCAACGCUGUGCGCCUGCUGUUCUGCGGACAAAAUUUGAGCAGAUCCGCUCACAAAAAAACGUACUUAACUGCGAAAUAGUGCUGGUCGUGUAGGUUCCACGUUCCAACCGACUGCAGUGCUUUGGCUCCAUGGCACCACGGCUAAAUGGCCAAAUGGCUCCACUGCUCCGGUGGCUCCAACUGCGGUGGUGCCCAUUCCAGUUGGAAAUUGCAUGCGAGCACAUGGGAAAAGUCCCCAACUGGUAUUUCGAGCAGGCGCACAGCUUUCCCAACUGCUCACUCUCCCAAAGAGUUCCGUCUCUGUCUCGUUCGCACCGAUAAGGAGCCUUUCGAGAUAAGCAGCUGGAAAGGGACGGACUGAUGGUAGCGGCAAAGCGCAGUGUGCAACGACAGAAAGGGAUGCCCAAUGAUGGUCUAAUCGGAGGGGGAAUCGCUGAUCGCUGAUAGUACUGGAAUCUGUUCUCGAACCAGCAAACCAGUUGUGCGUCUUAUACAUACGCCGUAGGAGAGACUGAGACUCACAUCAGCUGCUCGGCGGCUUGAACGCCUACAGACAUACAUACAUACGUACAUACAUAUAUAGGGAGAGAUUUAGAGCGCGGAUUAUAAUGCUAAACAGGUUCAUUGGUUUAUCGGCUGCGAUCGUGGGUCGGAGCAGUCGGAUCAGCGGCUUUCCGUUCUCGCCGCUCCUUAAAGCUGGAAAUCAAAGCCAGAAUCGCACCAUGUCCGCUGGCAAGGCUUUCAAGGUCCUGGUGACACAUCCCGAGGUUCCCCAGGAGGGCAUUGAUCUGCUGAAGGAGAACUGCGAGAUCGUCCAGGUGCAGAGUGUUCCCAUCAACCGGGCGGAGCUGCUGGAGAAAAUCCGUGGCGUGGAUGGCGUUCUCUGGGGUGGACACGAACCCCUCAAUGCCGAGGCCCUCGAUGCUGCCGGUCCCCAGCUGAAAUCCAUCUCCACCAUGUCGGCGGGAAUCGACUACGUCGAUGUGCCGGAGGUAAAGAGACGUAAGAUCCCGCUGGGACACACGCCCACCGUUCUCAACACCGCCGUGGCCGAUUUGGCAGUGGGUCUCCUGAUCGCCGCCAGUCGCCGUUUUCACGAGGGUCGCAAGACCAUCGACAAUGACAAGUGGGAAAACUACCAUCUUAACUGGCUGUUGGGCCAGGAUAUUCGUGAUUCCACCGUGGGAUUCUACGGCUUUGGAGGCAUUGGUCAGGCUAUUGCCAAGCGUUUGUCUGGAUUCGACAUUGACAAGGUGCUGUACACCACCCGUCGUCGUGUUCACAAGGAGAUCGAGGAGGAGUUCAAUGCCAAGAAAGUUGACUUCGAUACCCUUCUGGCCGAGAGUGACUUCGUAGUGAUCGCUUCUCCUUUGACGAAGGACACACAGGGCGUCUUUAAUGCCACCGCCUUCAACAAGAUGAAGCAGACUGCUGUGCUGGUUAACAUUGCCAGGGGCAAAAUCGUCAACCAGGAUGACCUCUACGAGGCUUUGAAAGCCAACCGAAUCUUUUCCGCCGGACUCGACGUCACGGAUCCGGAACCAUUGUCGCCCAAGGACAAGCUGCUGACGCUUGACAAUGUUGUUGUCCUGCCCCAUAUUGGAUCCGCCACGAAGCGCACCCGUGCCGACAUGUCCACCAUUGCUGCCCAUAAUGUGCUCCGCGGUUUGGCUGGGGAGCCCAUGUUGUCGCCCGCCUACUAGUAAAUUCAAAUGGGAAAUAUGGCUUUCUACCGCUAACCAGUUUGGAAUGUCCGCCAAACAAAGUGCGAAAGGCCGCCGAUGACCUUGGCAUGCCAGUAGAUGUGAAAAU